Diospyros lotus (date-plum) is the source of this 1481-nucleotide messenger RNA. Its product is annotated as ubiquitin-conjugating enzyme E2-23 kDa-like. Gene Ontology annotation, biological process: ubiquitin-dependent protein catabolic process; protein polyubiquitination. Gene Ontology annotation, molecular function: ubiquitin conjugating enzyme activity. Gene Ontology annotation, cellular component: nucleus. The transcript is spliced from 7 exons. Bases 650 to 1216 code for a protein of 188 amino acids. The record is from RefSeq and is a predicted model, not a curated record. Lineage: Eukaryota; Viridiplantae; Streptophyta; Magnoliopsida; Ericales; Ebenaceae.
UAUUCCUCUCUCUCUCUCUCUCUCUUUCCACCUAUCUUUUCUUCUCUCUCUUUUUUUUUUUCUUCUAAUCUUUCCCAUUGUGGAUCGGUGUAUUUUCCACCGCUUGUUUGGGGACUUUCUUCACCGUAAAGAGAACGCACCGGCGAUCUGUUUUAACAGUGCGCGUGCGUGCGGUUUUUCUGAUUUGACGGUCAGUAUGGUUCCGGUUGCCAAAGUUUCUCUUUGUAUGCGAACUUCUGUUAAUCGCAUGGUUGUUGGAGGAAAUCGUGAAGCCUAUUAGAUAAGAAAGAGAUCUUCGACGGUGUGCGGAAAGCGUUUGCUUGACGCAUUCAACCUCCCGCCUCGCCUCAAUUCCAGGCUACGCUGAUUGUGUUCCUUCGAUUUAAAAUUCAAAAUCGUGCAUUCGAUCGGCUUCCCGUUUUCAAUACGUAGGGAGAUUAACUCUUGUGCCUUGUGACUUGGUGAAUUGUGUGCUUCCUCCCGCUGAUUUUUGGUGUCAUUCCAGCCAUUUCAGUACGGUUUCAUAUUGCACGUUUCUGUUGCUUUUGAUUUGUGUUGUUGAUUGUUUCUAGACCUGCAAACGGGACAACUGGUUUUCACAUCGUAAUCAAAAUUGGUGAUAAAUUCAUAAGUUAUCCAGAUUAAGAAAAUGUCUUCUCCAAGCAAGAGGAGAGAUAUGGAUGUCAUGAAAUUGAUGAUGAGUGAUUACAACGUGGAGCCGAUAAAUGAUGGGAUCAAUGAGUUCAAUGUGGAAUUCCAUGGUCCAAAAGAAAGCCUUUAUGAAGGUGGUGUCUGGAAAGUCCGUGUUGAGCUGCCGGAUGCUUACCCAUAUAAGUCACCUUCCAUUGGGUUUCUAAACAAAAUAUUCCACCCCAAUGUUGAUGAGCUGUCUGGUUCCGUGUGCUUGGACGUGAUUAAUCAAUCCUGGAGUCCAAUGUUUGAUCUGCUCAAUGUGUUUGAGGUUUUUCUGCCACAACUUUUGCUAUAUCCAAAUCCUUCGGAUCCUUUAAAUGGUGAUGCAGCAUCCUUGAUGAUGAAGGAUAAGCAGCAAUAUGAACAAAAAGUGAAAGAGUAUUGUGAACGUUACGCGAAGAAAGAAAAUAUCGCUGGCGCUUUGGCAGAAGAGAGUGACGAGGAGAAGACCGAUGGAGAUGUCAGCGAUGGACGGAGCGUGUCUAGCGAAGACGAUGAUGUCGCCGGAAAUGCAGACCCUUGAGGGAAUAAACUGCCCCUGGGUUCGAGAUACCAAAUUGAUUUGAUGUUGGCUCGUUAUACUUAUACAGACGAGGGCAUGUUUAUUGCUUGUAAAAUUAUUUAACUGGGGAAGUUAGGGACCGGCCAAUUUGAUUCUAACAUAUUUGCUCAGAAAAGGAGUGGAAAUGAAGAUUAUUGCUUUUGUUGAGUCUCCUUUAUCCCAUUAGGCCAUUGUCAAUUGCUUUUGAUUAUGUCUUCGGCAAUGUAAUUAACCUUAAUGUUUGGUA